Messenger RNA from Aspergillus ibericus CBS 121593, 843 nucleotides. Its product is annotated as A4/G1 family peptidase. Gene Ontology annotation, biological process: proteolysis. Gene Ontology annotation, molecular function: glutamic-type endopeptidase activity. The record is from RefSeq and is a predicted model, not a curated record. Lineage: Eukaryota; Fungi; Ascomycota; Eurotiomycetes; Eurotiales; Aspergillaceae. The transcript has a single exon. Bases 1 to 843 code for a protein of 280 amino acids.
AUGAAGUUCUCUACCCUUCUCACCGGCUCUCUCUUUGCCACCGCUGCUCUGGCUGCUCCUCUCACCGAGAAGCGUCGUGCUGCUCGUGCCGCCAAGGCCCGCCACAGCAACCCGCCCUACAAGGCCGGUACCGACAAGGAGAUCCUCAAGUUGACCAACACCACCAACGUUGAGUACUCCUCCAACUGGGCUGGUGCCGUCCUCAUCGGUUCCGGCUACACCAAGGUCACUGGCGAGUUCACCGUCCCCAGUGUCUCCGCUGGUUCUUCCUCUUCCUCCGGCGGCUACGGUGGUGGCUAUGGCUACUACAAGAACAAGCGCCAGUCCAGCGAGUACUGCGCCUCCGCCUGGGUCGGUAUCGACGGUGACACCUGCGAGACCGCUAUCCUCCAGACCGGUCUGGACUUCUGCUACGAGGAUGGCCAGGUCUCCUACGACGCCUGGUACGAGUGGUACCCCGACUACGCCUACGACUUUGACAGCAUCUCCUUCUCCGAGGGUGACUCUGUCAAGGUCACCGUCGAGGCUUCCAGCGACAGCACCGGUACCGCCACCGUCGAGAACCUGACCACUGGCCAGUCCGUUACCCACUCCUUCACCGGCGGCACUGAGGGCAACCUCUGCGAGACCAACGCCGAGUGGAUUGUUGAGGACUUUGAGUCCGGUGACUCUCUCGUCGCUUUCGCUGACUUCGGUACCGUGACCUUCACCAACGCUGAGGCCACCAGCGACGGCUCCACCGUUGGCCCCGAGGCCGCCACCAUCAUGGACAUUGAGCAGGACAGCACCGUCCUCACCUCCACCUCCGUGGAUGGCGACUCCGUCACUGUUACCUACGUCUAG